AUGGAGACGGGGGAGGCGACUUGCUCCUGUGUUCCCACUUCUCCGUGGCUGAUUCCCAGCCGGGCUCCCUCCCAGGGGCUGAUGUCUGUGCUCCAUCCCCCCGAAAAGGGAAGGUGGAACGGCUGGGGGCUACUGUCGUUUCAGAUGAUUGCUGAAAGGACAAGAAUGCAUCACACUGUGACCAUGAGGAGGCCUGCCAGCAGUGCUCCGGAGGCUACAGCUUACAAAAAUGCCACUGAAUUCAAUUAUGUCCUUGGCCAACACGAGCUCAAGAAACCUAACCCCAGGCAUGCAAAUGUUUGCUUUCCGGUCUUUUUCAAGGCAGCAAAAUUGCCUCUCAAGUUGAACACCAUCAAGGAUGACCCAGCCCCAGCCGUGGCUCCUCUGUUCAGCCCCAUUGUACCUUACGACAUGUACACACCUAGUCCGGCCAAUCCAGAGGCUGCCUUUAACCCACAUCCCGGAGACGCCAAAGAGACAGCUGAGGACUUCUCAUCUGUGGAUCUCAGCUUCCUACCAGAUGAACUUACCCAAGAAAGCAAAGGCCAGGCUGUGCUUAGAAACAAGCUUGAGAUGGAAGACAGUUGUGAAAAUGACAGUCUACGCAGCAGGCUGCCGUUGCCCAGCGAGCAGGACGCUGGGCUGGACUUGAAGAACAGCAGUUUGCUGAAUGCCCACACACAGCUUCAGGCUGGGGGUGCUGGCUCGGUCCAGCCCCCUCCUGAGAAACCCAGCUCCGACCCCUUGCCUCUGGCGUCCAUAACUCCCAUGACGCCAAUGACCCCUGUUUCAGAAUGUUCUGGAAUUGUGCCGCAACUCCAGAACAUAGUUUCCACUGUAAACCUGGCCUGUAAAUUGGAUCUGAAGAAAAUAGCUUUGCAUGCAAAAAAUGCAGAAUAUAACCCAAAGAGGUUUGCUGCUGUCAUCAUGAGGAUCCGAGAGCCCCGGACGACGGCCCUCAUAUUUAGCUCUGGCAAGAUGGUCUGCACGGGAGCCAAAAGCGAAGAGCAGUCUCGACUUGCAGCGAGGAAGUACGCCCGCGUGGUGCAGAAGCUCGGGUACCCCGCCAGAUUCCUCGACUUCAAAAUUCAGAACAUGGUCGGGAGCUGUGAUGUGCGAUUUCCCAUCAGGCUGGAGGGCUUGGUGCUAACCCAUCAGCAGUUCAGUAGUUACGAACCUGAGCUGUUUCCUGGCCUUAUUUACAGAAUGGUAAAACCAAGGAUUGUGUUGCUUAUCUUUGUAUCUGGAAAAGUUGUGUUGACAGGUGCCAAAGAACGUUCUGAAAUCUACGAAGCAUUUGAAAACAUCUAUCCUAUUCUCAAAGGCUUUAAAAAAGCCUGAGACUGUUACCAUCUCGCAUUAAACUGGUUUGAAAAUGGACACGAGCCCAGCAAGGACACAGCUGUAACUGUUUGUUGACAAGAAGGAAAGGUUAAGCCAACUUAAGAGUAAGCAAGAAGAAUUUCAAAAAGA
Molecule: messenger RNA, 1473 nt
Organism: Lepus europaeus (European hare)
Lineage: Eukaryota; Metazoa; Chordata; Mammalia; Lagomorpha; Leporidae
Gene: TBPL2
Product: TATA-box binding protein like 2
Exons: 9
Coding region: 1-1341 (446 amino acids)
Biological process (GO): DNA-templated transcription initiation
Molecular function (GO): RNA polymerase II general transcription initiation factor activity; DNA binding
Source: RefSeq, a predicted model, not a curated record